This is a messenger RNA of Heteronotia binoei (common prickly gecko), 945 nucleotides long. RefSeq names its product taste receptor type 2 member 7-like. Gene Ontology annotation, molecular function: bitter taste receptor activity; G protein-coupled receptor activity. The coding region runs from base 1 to 945 and encodes 314 amino acids. The record is from RefSeq and is a predicted model, not a curated record. Gene Ontology annotation, cellular component: membrane. Gene Ontology annotation, biological process: detection of chemical stimulus involved in sensory perception of bitter taste; G protein-coupled receptor signaling pathway; sensory perception of taste. The transcript is spliced from 3 exons. NCBI's taxonomy places the organism in Eukaryota, Metazoa, Chordata, Lepidosauria, Squamata, Gekkonidae.
AUGGUGGCGAAUGGAUCUAUUUUCCUCAUUAAUUUUAUUGACUGGUUCAGAAGCAGGAAAUUGUCCCCGAUAGACCUGAUCCUGAUCUGUUUUGCCUUAUCUAGACUUUUGCUGCAGGCAACAGUGAUUCUUCAGGUAACUCUAUUUAUUUUGCUUAACAAUUCACUGAGCAACUCAGCAUAUACUUUGACGGGCAUAUGGAUAUUUGUGAACAUUGUGAACCUUUGGUUUGCUGCCUGCCUCAGUGUUUUCUACUUAGCCAAGAUCGCCAUCUUCUCCCACCCUCUUUUUCUCCAAGUCAAGCGACGGUUCUCUGGGCUGGUACCCUGGCUCCUUCUGGGCUCAGUGAUCUCCUCAGCUGUCAAGACUAUUAUUCUUACUACAAGCUGGAACUAUGGCAUCUAUACCUGCAAUCCCCUCGUAUCACUUUCAAACAACAGGAGCAAUGCAGAAAUGAACAUCUCAUAUGAAUGUAGGAAUGCCAUUGCUCUAUUAGGUUUCUUCUAUUUUAUCCCCUUAGUGGUGUUUCUGUCAUCAUCCAUCUUGUUAAUAAGUUCUCUGUGGAAGCACAUGAGAAGAGUUCGAUGCAAUGGAACUGGAACGGGGGAUCUCAACACACAGGCACAUUUGAGUGCCAUCAAAGCUCUGGCUUCCUUUGUAGUUCUCUACCUGAUCAGUUUGGCAGCGUUUGUUUUACAAAUAAUACUGGUCUGGGGCAACAAAUACACCUCGACAGCUCCGCUCUUUAAUAAAGAUGUCUGGCUUACUGUCAAUUGGCUUGGCACUUCUGGUUUUGGACAGCCUCGUCAGAAUGGUGGCAAAUGGUCUGACGAGAUUUAUGUGGCAGGUGAUAGUGUUCCUAAACGCAAUUAUGACUUCCUUUUUCAAGUGCGCCUAUGUACGGAAUUACGUAUGGUUAAUGUUUGGCACAAUGUGGUUAUUUAA